GUCAGGUGUGUCAGUUUAACACACAAAGAGAGAAGAGCAGAGUUCUGUACUCCACAAGGUCAGUCAUGCAGUCCUACAGUUCUGCUUUCUAUAUCCUGAUCUACCUGAUCGCUACUUUCACUACGGUGUCUGAAUCAGUUGAUCCUCCAGUGAAGGUGAAGCUUCAUGACUCUGCUACUCUGUCCUGCUCUGAGAGAUGCUCUGGUUUGGUCAGAUGGACUGUGUUUCAUAAACGCAGUGACACUCUGGCUGAGUGUGAUCAGACUUCAUGUAGAUCAGUGAAGGAGGGAUAUCAGAUGAUCCAUGAUCAGUACCUGAAGGGGAAUCUCUCUCUCACCAUCACUGACGCUGAUCUCACUAAGAGAGGCUGGUACACGUGUGAUUGUGAUGGUAAAGAUCUCUGUGAUGUGAAUCUUCAGAUUGAGCCCUUGAAAACUCAAGUUCAGAUAAAGCCUAAUGAGUCUCUGGUGAUGGAUUUGGACAUAUCAGAUCCAGUGAAAGUGAUUUAUAACAGUUCAGACCCAGCAGGACAAUCCAGUGGUCAGAUCUGUACAGUGGAUGGACGCUCACUACAGUGUAAACCUGAAUACACACAGAGAGCGUCUCUAACAUCUGUUCUUGAGCUGAGAGCAGUGACUCCAUCUGAUAGUGGAGUUUAUACUGUAAUGGACACCAGAAAUGAAGAGGUCAUUCACAUCUACGAGGUGACCAUCCAAGAUCACUCAUCAGAUCUGGACAGAGAUAGAGGACCUGCUGCACCAGUGAGGGUGAUUAUAGUGCUGGCUGUGAUGGGGACUGGGUUUCUAACUGUGACUGUGGUAUUAGUGGUAUUAGUGAUGGUGAAUGUGAGGCUGAAGAGAGAAAAUCAUCAGCUCCGCAUGAAAGACACAAAGAACAGAGUGGAAACUAAUGAACGCAGUGAUUCCACUGAGGAGGAGAAACUAAACGUUAACCCAGAAGUGGAGAGAUCAUUACCACCCAAACACAGGACGGGUACAUGA
Messenger RNA from Colossoma macropomum (tambaqui), 1001 nucleotides. RefSeq lists its product as uncharacterized. The transcript has 5 exons. The record is from RefSeq and is a predicted model, not a curated record. NCBI's taxonomy places the organism in Eukaryota, Metazoa, Chordata, Actinopteri, Characiformes, Serrasalmidae. The coding region runs from base 66 to 1001 and encodes 311 amino acids.